Molecule: messenger RNA, 2871 nt
Organism: Bradysia coprophila
Lineage: Eukaryota; Metazoa; Arthropoda; Insecta; Diptera; Sciaridae
Gene: lqf
Product: epsin homolog lqf
Biological process (GO): endocytosis
Cellular component (GO): clathrin vesicle coat; endosome; plasma membrane
Molecular function (GO): phospholipid binding; clathrin binding
Source: RefSeq, a predicted model, not a curated record
AAAUUUUUUACGAUAUGUCAUAUUACUUUGUUACUUUUUUAUAUAAAACAAUUUGUCUCAAAAAUUUUAAUUAUUAUUAGUGACUUACGCAAAUUUUAAGUAUCUGAACCGAUAAAGAGCUACUCGCACAUUCAAUCUAUCGAUAGUAAUAUUAUAAAUUGUGCAACAGAACAUCUAGGGAAAGAAAUUUGAGAACUGGAUUGUGAUUGAAUAGAAAUUUUUGUGUUAUAAAAGUGUAGUUACGAAGAGGGAGUGGACUCAUUUAAAUGCCUGUAUUUUUUUUGGUAAAUAAAUUGAGGAUUUCCUUCGGCCACUGUUGAUUUUAUUUGGUGUUUUGAGAUAACGUUUGUUUGAUUGAUUUGGCUUUGUCGUGUUAAUUGUAACGAACCAGACUGCUGUAUACCGUGUGUGCUAUUGUAAUUACUGAUGCGUUAUUACCUCGCCACAGAAGCUUUGUUUUAAAUAGCUUAUCCAACAUUUUGUACACACUAUCAACUGAUUUACGAAAGUACCCAUAAGUAACUGCAUCAUUGUGUGAUCACUUUGUUUAUUCAUCGUUAGUUUGCGCAUACAUUGGACGAAUCAAAAUGAAACGCCAAAAGGACGAUAUGCAGGUGAACGUUGCUGGAUUUCGACGUAACAUCAAAAAUCUAGCCCACAACUAUUCAGAUGCUCAGAUAAAAGUCCGCGAAGCAACAUCGAAUGAUCCAUGGGGUCCGUCAGCAACCAUAAUGGCAGAGAUUGCCGAUCUCACAUACAACGUAGUGGCAUUCUCAGAAAUUAUGCAAAUGAUAUGGAAACGUUUGAACGAUCAUGGAAAGAAUUGGCGACACGUCUACAAAGCAUUGAUACUACUUGAAUAUCUAAUCAAAACUGGAACUGAAAAAGUGGCCCAGCAAUGCAAGGAGAAUAUCUUUGCUAUUCAAACGUUAAAAGAAUUUCAGCAUUUAGAGGAAGGAAACGAUCAAGGACUUCGCGUGCGAGACAAGGCAAAACAAUUGGUCGGUUUGCUGAAAGACGAUGAACGCUUGAAAAACGAACGAACAAAAGCACUGAAAGCAAAAGAAAGAUUCGCUCAAAAUGCUAGUGGCUUCGGCAGUGAUGGAUCAAUCGAUGGCCCCACACACCGUGACAGUCCGUCAUGGCGAUCCGAUGGAGCGGAGGCGCCACCAAGAACUGCAUCUGAAAUAGAAUAUGUGCGACCGCAAACAGUUGGCGAAGAAGAAUUGCAAUUGCAAUUGGCCAUGGCAAUGUCGCGUGAGGAAGCGGAACAGGAGGAAGCGAAAAGACGCAGUGACGAUGUACGGUUGCAAUUGGCGUUGAGCCAAAGUGAGCAGGACUUCAAGAAAGGCACUGAGCCGGAACGACCGAAACCACAACAGAGUCAUCUGAUGGAUUUGCUUGAUAUAUCGCUAGGUGCAACAACAAUCAGCUCACCACCCAAUGAUCCGUGGGGAAUGUCAUCGAAUAGUCGGCCUCAAACCUUGAACAUUAAAGUCGAAACGUAUGACGAUGACACGCCGAAUGUCGAUCCUUGGUCACACACGGCUUCGCCACCUCUCGAUCCAUGGGCAGACACAACACCGAAAUCAUCAUCCAUUUCCAAUGUUGAGGGUUGGCUGUCGCGCAAUCAAUCUACUCCUUCGUCGAACGAUGCAUGGCUGCAAAAUGGAGCGUCGGCAGCAACAGCAACGAAUGGCAAUAUGAAUGCAUUACCAGUGGAUCCAUGGUUGUCGAAACCACAACCAGCCGUCGUUGAUCCUUGGCUCAGUAAAUCACAACCGUUGGGUGACCCAUGGCAGCUGAAUUCGAAUACGAGUAGCAUGGAGCAGAAAUCAGCUGAUCCUUGGGCAGCACCGACAAUUGGGUCGAGACCAUCACCAAUCGGUGCCCAGACGUCUCCAAAUUCGGAUCUUGAUGAAUUUGACAUUAUAACAAAUCGAUCGAAGUCAACGCCAUUGAAUGGUUCCAAUAAUAACAAUUCCUCACUGCUAGACGACCUCGAUCCACUGUCAACGAAAAAACCGCAGGCAAAAACACCUCAAUCAUUCUUAGGCGAAAAUUCGUCUCUAGUUAAUUUGGACAAUUUAAUUAAGCCAGCAGUGCCGAGUUUAGGUCAGCAACCGCAAGCCGCAUACAAUCCGUUUGGUGAUAUGCCGCAACAAAGAACGAAUUUAUUUCAACAGCAAACACAACCGGUUCCGUCCAUUAAUCAGCUGAAACAAUCACCAUUUCCAUCAACAUUGAAUCAAGAUCCCUGGGCUCCAGUCUCCAGUAGUAAUGCGGCAAAUCAAUACGAUGAUAAGAUGUUGUUCAUGAAUUACGAAUCGUUUAUUUCAAAAAAUAAUGACAACAACAACUGCAACAGCAACGAAAGCAAUCUUAACAAUACAAACUGUCGUAUUGAUUUUGAUCAGUUUAGCGAUUAUCAAAACUUUCAAAAUUGCAUUAAUAUGAACAACAACAGCAGCAACAACAAUAACAUUGCACCGUGGCUGAAACCAGAAGCAGCAGCAUCAAAUCCAUUUUUGUCAUAAAUCGAAAAUUUGAAAUGAUUUUUUUAGUUGACGGUGUUGAGUGAAUCAAAAGAAAAAGUUUUUGAAUUUUUCAGAAUUAGAAAACAAACACAAAAGAACUUGUAUUACACGUUAAAGUAAAACUGAAACAUAAAAACAGAAAAAUUAUUAGAUGUUACAAAUAACAAGCUUUACAAUAUUAUGUAACAAGAACAACAUCAAUAAGAUUUUAUAGCAAGACGAGGCGCAAACAAUAUUAUAAUGUUGGAGACAAAACGGAAAAUAAUAAACCAAUUUUAUGUUGACGCAAUUGGUGCAAACUAAUUGUAAAUUGUUCGAAACAAACACCAAAAAA